Microdochium trichocladiopsis is the source of this 2065-nucleotide messenger RNA. Its product is annotated as NCS1 nucleoside transporter. Gene Ontology annotation, biological process: nucleobase transport; transmembrane transport. Lineage: Eukaryota; Fungi; Ascomycota; Sordariomycetes; Xylariales; Microdochiaceae. Bases 276 to 1988 code for a protein of 570 amino acids. Gene Ontology annotation, molecular function: nucleobase transmembrane transporter activity. The record is from RefSeq and is a predicted model, not a curated record. The transcript has 3 exons. Gene Ontology annotation, cellular component: plasma membrane.
CGGGUAGAUAGCGGCUUCGCCGUCCGCUGAUAAGUCUGCCGGGAUGGCCUCCGAUAUGGGCGCUGAUAAACGAUCAAGUGCUCUAAAGACGAAGACAUGCUGUCCACCAGGUACUUUUACCUGGUCUCAUAAUGGCAGCUGGUCUCGCUGCUCAACAGAACCCCCAGUCUCUCUUCGGGACACGCUCUCACCCACUCCACUCGAAGCGCAGUUUCCUCUGAGACUCGGCACUUGACACCUCCACCAAGAAGCUCAGCAGCCAAGCCAGGGAUACUAUGUCCUCGCCCAGUUCGUUCCGGGCCCGCCUCGUGCGGAAGCUCGAGGUCCAGCGGGACUCGGACAAUGUGGUCGACAUCUACGUCAACAAGGACACGAUCCCGCUGCCUCCGUCCAGGCGUCCCUACGGCCCGUGGCACUUUGUGGGCCUGUGGAUGGUCACUGGCUCGUUCAACGUCGGCGGCUGGACCACGGGCUCGUCCUUGAUCUCGCUGGGGUUGAAUGUCUGGCAAGCAAUGCUGGCCAUCAUUGUCGCCCACACCUUUGUCGGCUUCGUCUGCGUGGCGGGUGGCCACCCGGGUGCCAAAUGGCACAUUGGCUUCCCCAUCUGGAUGAAGCAGAACUGGGGCAUCUGGGGUUACCUGUUCCCAAUGGCCAUCCGCGUCUUCCUGUCCUUUGUGUGGACCGCAACCAACACAUGGUACGGCUCGCAGUGCCUCAAGGUGCUGCUGACGUGCAUCUGGCCGUCGUUCCUUGACCUCAACGGCCCGCUGGCCAACGGCGCCAUGAAGGUCUGCGACUUUGUGGCCUUUGUCGUGUACAUCCUGCUGUGCCUGCCGCUGAUGUGGUUCAGCCCGGAGCACUACAAGAAGCCCUUUAUGGCGGCGUCGGUGACGGUGGCGACGACGGUCUUUGUGCUGCUCGUGUGGUCGACGGUGCGGGCGGGGGGCGGCGGCGCGCUGCUGGCCGACGUGAGCGGUGUGAGCGGCGUCGAGCCGGCCCGAGGGGGGCAGCUGGGCUGGGCGUUUGUCGCGGCCGUGACGGCAAACAUUGGCGGCAUCGCCACCCACAUGUGGUCGCAGUCCGACUACACCCGCUACGCCCGCCGCCCGGGCGACCAGGUCCUCGCCCAGCUCGUCAUGGUGCCCCUCGGCACCAUCGUCGUCGCCUGCAUCGGCAUCGUCUGCACCUCGUGCGCCGCCACCCUCUACCCCCAGGAGAAGGCCCUGCUCUGGAACCCCUACAGCUUCCUCGAGGCCGUCCGCCGGCACGAGGACAACUCGGGCGCCCGCGCGGGCGUCGCCUUUGCGGCCAUCGCCUUCAUGGUCUCGCAGUUUGGCAUGGUCGUCGCGUCCAACAGCGUCAUCGCGGGCAUCGACCUGGCCGCGCUGCUCCCCCGCUGGUUCACCAUCCGCCGCGGCGGCUACUUCACCAUCGGCUUCGCCUUCAUCAUGCAGCCCUGGACCCUGCUCAACAGCGCCAGCAGCUUCCUCACCGUCGUGGGGUCCCUCAACGUCGUCCUCGGCCCCCUCAUGGGCAUCAUGUUUGCCGACUACUUCCUCCUCCGCAGGACCACCAUGAAGCUCACCGCCAUGUACGGCGCCGGGCCCGACAGCAUCUACUGGUACACGGGCGGCUGGAACUGGCGCGCCGCCGUGGCCUGGUGCUCGGGCGUCUGGUUCCUCCUGCCGGGGCUCAUCCAGCGCGCCGUCUCCCCCAAGCUGGCCUGGCCGGGGUGGACAAACCUGUACCAGCUCGCCUGGUUCCUCGGAUGUCUCGUGUCCGGCGGCGUGUACCUCGUCCUCGCGUACUUCUGGCCCAUGCCCGAUGUCCUGGCCGUCGACGACCAGGACUACUUUGGCACCUUUUCCGAGGACGAGGUGCCGGCCCUGGGCGGCCCGGCGCUGGUGGUGGCGCCCGGCUCGAGCAGCGCCUCGCUGGACAAGGAUGAGAAGAGCGGCAUGGUGGAGGGCAAGGUUCAGGAUGUAUAAGCUCGGGCGUCUGGGGGUUUAUUGAGAGUAUGGUCGUCGUGCCCUUUUGUGCUGGCCCUGCUGCUCGCAGCUUGCCG